Limulus polyphemus (Atlantic horseshoe crab) is the source of this 1872-nucleotide messenger RNA. RefSeq lists its product as uncharacterized. Gene Ontology annotation, cellular component: membrane. Gene Ontology annotation, molecular function: ABC-type transporter activity. The record is from RefSeq and is a predicted model, not a curated record. Lineage: Eukaryota; Metazoa; Arthropoda; Merostomata; Xiphosura; Limulidae. The transcript is spliced from 2 exons. The coding region runs from base 64 to 690 and encodes 208 amino acids.
AAAGACAAAGCUCCCAUAUCACGUGACGUGCGAGAAGGAUUGUAUUCUAGUUUUGCUUACGUUAUGUCAAAGAUAACAUGUGGCAUGCCUCCAGAGGUUAUAGUAUGUCUUGCCUAUAUCGUUCCCGUUUACUCCAUAGCUGGCUUCGAAUCUGAUUCCAGAGUUAAUGUCUUUGGCAUAUACAUUGGCUAUAUGCUCUUAUACUUAUUAGCCAUACGUAUGCUCUCCUUGGCUCUUGGGUGGUUAUUUUCCUCGCACCACCUAGCGGCAGGAUGUGCUGGCUUCAUUCUGACUUUAAGUGCAACCACGGCUGGAUACACCGUCCACUUCACUGACUUAUCAACUGUGUUCUCCUGGUUCCAGUGGGUGUCGCCUAUGCGAUGGAUGAUGGAACAAGUUGUGGUUUGGGAAUUCUUUGGAAAGAACGAUGCUGAUGAAGAUGAGACUAAGUACUUAUGUAAUCGCAAUCCCGUGGUGCAACAAAAAAAUAAUCUACUUGUGAAGGCUGGAUGUGGAAUAUUAAAUGAUGCCCAUGCACUACGUUUACAUGAUUACCAUGCCACGUGGCCGCAGUACCAACCAAUAGUUAUUACCCUUGCCUUUUACUUGUUUUGGUUCCUGGUUGGGUUAUUCGCCUUAAUUUUCAUUCAUCAACAACCAAACCGAUCCAAUAGAUCUUCAGUCAGCUAAUGUUGUCUCACGAUAUUCAUCAAGCUGGUCAUGUGUGUCUCCUUGUCUAUUAAAAUGAACAUGGAAAGAACUUGGAACUCGAUACUUCCUUAUCAAAGAACGUCUUUUUCUGUUUACAAAGGUGUUUUUAUUGGCCACAUGCAACUCUCGAAACAAAGAACUUCUCUUUUCUGUUUACAAAGGUGUUUUUAUUGGCCACAUGCAACUCUCGAAACAAAGAACUUCUCUUUCUGUUUACAAAGGUGUUUUUAUUGGCCACAUGCAACUCUCGAAACAAAGAACUUCUCUUUCUGUUUACAAAGGUGUUUUUAUUGGCCACAUGCAACUCUCGAAACAAAGAACUUCUCUUUCUGUUUACAAAGGUGUUUUUAUUGGCCACAUGCAACUCUCGAAACAAAGAACGUCUUUUUCUGUUUACAAAGGUGUUUUUAUUGGCCACUUGCAACUCUCGAAACAAAGAACGUCUUUUUCUGUUUACAAAGGUGUUUUUAUUGGCCACUUGCAACUCUCGAAAGGAAAACGAAUUACAUAUUUCUUUAUUACGAGUUUGUACCAAAUAGAACAAAUUGAGCAUAUUCAAAUUAUAUUCCUUCUACUGUACAAAAAUAACUUUUAACAUCAUGCCAGAAAUUGAUAAUUGUUUAUGAAUAUCGUAAGUGUUCAUUAAAAGAUUAGCGAAACGCUAAAACUGAAAUAUCUGGCAUUUUGAACACUCAUUUAGCGCGUUUUAAUGGCUGUUUAAUAAACUUCGUAUACGAGACAUUGUACCAAAAGACCUUCGAAUUUCCCAAUGAAUUUUAUGUGACGAUUGUAUGUUUGCGUCAACAACUUAAUAUGGCACUCCAUCUUGUUAUUAUCUAUAAGUAGGUAUAAUCUGUUUCCUCUGUUCUAAUAAUAUUACAAAACUAGGUUCGGUUGUUCCAUCGGGAUUCUGUUGGUGAGAGCGAAAACCUUAAUUCAGCUUUUUAUAAUUUUGCAUGACAUUUUUUGAAAUUUAACCUAUUCACUUUAAAAUAAAACAAUAUUGCAGAUCAAACCAACUGUGUACAAUUUGCACUGCUGGAAUUUAUAUAUAUGUUGCUAUUAAAGUUGACAAGAGUUCUUUCAGUAAGAUUGCUUGUGUAAUAGUGAUCAGAUGUAAUUUGUAUUAUUUUAAAUUAUAUAUAUAUACUGCCAACAUUU